AUGGAGGAGCUACUCCCUGAGACAGCAUUCGACUGGGGCGUGUUAUAUACUGACUGUCCUGGGCUUAAAGACGAGUCUGUUCUAUCUACGCCGGACGCCGGAAGCGCGACAUCUCGUACGGUGCAGGAUUUCGACAACAAGAUUAACACGCCAUUCACGCCUCUGUCCUCGUCCCCGUCCCUGCUUAAUGAGCCCACUCGAGAUAGCCUUCCCGGCGAAAAUCAGCGAUUAGACCCGGCUGCUCGAGAAGAAUUGAUCAGGUCUCAAGAAUUACAGACACAGGUCAAUUGCAAAAAUCGUGAGAUUCGCCAGCUCAAUGGUCAAUUGAAGGCAAAGGAAGGGGAAGUCAGAAAGCUCCGCAGCUUGCUGGGCAAUGACAAUGACCAGAAGAGCAAAAAGCAACAUGAGACCGAGGAGAUAAAAGAUCUAAAAUCUCGUCUUUCAUUUCUCCAGGAAGAGAUAAAGAUUCUGAAGAAAGAAGUCGAGAUCCUCGAAAAAGAAAGAGAUCAAAUACAAACACAGUUGGAAGAGUCACAAGCGAAAAGCUUCCGCUUGGAAGAGCAAUUGAUUGGUGCAUUGGGAGAGCAACAACGUCUCCUGAAUCAACUUCGUGAGAGCCGAAACGAAACACAUCAAGAACGCAGCAAAUAUCUCGAAAUGGAGAAACUCGUCGGAACAAAUCCUUCCACGAACCCCCCGCCGGCCCCUUCAACAGGAAAAACCAGCUCAAAGACAUCGAACAAAGGCAGAUCUGCUUCGCGUAAGAAGAAAAGUCGCCAAUCAACAUCGACCAGGGUUUCGCGACGAGGAAAAGAGCGAGAAAAAUGUGUCUUCGUCAAAAGUAAAUCUGAUGCUGAACAGCCAUUGUCAAACGUGAGGAAAUCUAUGUUUUGGAAUGUCGCGCUAGGUCCCUUUCAUGAAUAA
This is a messenger RNA of Aspergillus melleus, 924 nucleotides long. RefSeq lists its product as uncharacterized. The record is from RefSeq and is a predicted model, not a curated record. The transcript has a single exon. NCBI's taxonomy places the organism in Eukaryota, Fungi, Ascomycota, Eurotiomycetes, Eurotiales, Aspergillaceae. Bases 1 to 924 code for a protein of 307 amino acids.